Eurypyga helias (sunbittern) is the source of this 615-nucleotide messenger RNA. RefSeq names its product G protein-coupled receptor kinase 7-like. Gene Ontology annotation, molecular function: rhodopsin kinase activity; ATP binding. Gene Ontology annotation, cellular component: cytoplasm. The annotation marks the transcript as partial. The transcript is spliced from 2 exons. The record is from RefSeq and is a predicted model, not a curated record. Gene Ontology annotation, biological process: regulation of signal transduction; protein phosphorylation; signal transduction. NCBI's taxonomy places the organism in Eukaryota, Metazoa, Chordata, Aves, Eurypygiformes, Eurypygidae.
GCUGGGACAAAUGGUUAUAUGGCUCCGGAAAUCCUGAACGAGGAAGAGUACAGCUAUCCUGUGGACUGGUUUGCUAUGGGAUGUAGUAUUUAUGAGAUGAUCGCUGGGCGAACACCAUUUAAGGAUUUCAAAGAAAAGGUUGGUAAGGAUGAGGUUAAAAGAAGAACUCUGGAAGAUGAGGUGAAAUUUGAACAUGCCAGCUUUACAGAGGAAGCAAAAGAGAUUUGCCGACUGUUUUUGGCCAAGAAGAGAGAGAAUCGUUUAGGAAGCAGAAAUGAAGAUGAUGACCCAAGAAAACAUAGUUUCUUCAAAACAAUAAAUUUCCACAGGCUAGAGGCAAACCUUAUUGACCCUCCGUUUGUGCCAGAUCCAUCAGUUGUCUAUGCCAAAGAUGUUGCAGACAUUGCUGACUUCUCUGAAAUACGAGGAGUUGAGUUUGAUGACAAAGAUAAGAAGUUCUUCAAAAGGUUUGCAACAGGUGCUGUCCCUAUAGCCUGGCAGGAAGAAAUUAUUGAAACAGGACUGUUUGAAGAACUGAAUGAUCCCAACAGAGCAGAUUCCGGGGGAUACGCAAAUGGAGGUGAAGCUAAGUCAGGAGUUUGUUUAUUGUUGUAA